Messenger RNA from Octodon degus (degu), 3326 nucleotides. RefSeq names its product disintegrin and metalloproteinase domain-containing protein 1b. The record is from RefSeq and is a predicted model, not a curated record. Gene Ontology annotation, cellular component: plasma membrane; external side of plasma membrane; sperm head plasma membrane. Lineage: Eukaryota; Metazoa; Chordata; Mammalia; Rodentia; Octodontidae. Gene Ontology annotation, molecular function: metalloendopeptidase activity. Bases 361 to 2784 code for a protein of 807 amino acids. Gene Ontology annotation, biological process: proteolysis; male gonad development; binding of sperm to zona pellucida. The transcript has a single exon.
UCCCUGUGGCCUGCUGAGGAAGGGAGAGAGGUUUUGAAUCCCUUAACAAGGCACACUCCUGCUUUAUAGAGUUUGGGGUCCUUCAUGCCACAUCCUUCUGUCAUUUCAAAAGGAGCUUAGCUAAGGAACACUGGAAUUGAUACUGAAAGAGGAAGUCACCGAGAAUGGAAACUGAAAGAGCUCAGAGAGAUCAGAUAGACUAGGAUGAGGCCCAGCCUGAAAGCUAAUCUGUCAGAGGUGGGAAGUAAGUGCUGUGUGUGUAACCAGGGUAGAUCUGAGAAGAAUCCGUGUGUGUGAGGGUCUGAGUAUCAGGAAGAGCUGGCGCUGAUGGACACAAGACCCCACUGCAUCAACUGAUUCAUGAGGAGCAUGUCAGCGAUGGCCUCAGGGAGAAACAGUAUCUCCUUCCCACUUUCUCUGCAGAGAGCCCCUGUGGUUUUGUAUGUGGCUAGGAGUCUGCUUCAGACUUGGGCUCUCCUGAUGGUGGCCCUGAGGCCAGGGCUAGUGCCAGGAGAUUUGUGUGUCAAAUUGGUGACCAUGUUGCUUCUCGGGAUAGUUCUCUGCCCAAGCAUCCACUGUCACCGGGGACCAGUGUAUUACUCUUCCUAUGAAAUAGUCGUCCCCAGGAGUCUGACAGUCAAGGGAAGCGAAGCCCCAGGGGAAAAGACCACUUACCUGCUGCUUAUGCAAGGCCAGAAGCAGCUAGUUCACCUGAAGCCAAAGAAAGACUAUUUGGUGGAUGAUUUUCCAGUCUACAGUUACCACAAUGGCACCCUGGGGCAAGAAAUCCCUUCCAUCUCACAUGACUGUCUCUAUGAAGGCUACAUAGAAGGAGCACCAGGUUCGUUUGUGUCUGUCAGUACCUGUUCAGGUCUCAGGGGCAUCCUGAUUAAGGAGGAAAGAGCCUAUGGCAUUGAGCCCAUACCAUCCUCCAAGAAGUUUGAGCAUGCGCUAUACACCACAGCACAUCAGGCUCCAGUCUCCUGUAAGGUCUCUGCCAAAGACAGCCAAGCGGUGUCCACCAGCUGGCAGCCAGGGAGCGGGAAGCCUCCCGAUCUACAGGCUCUGUCCUCCUUGUGGUCACACACCAAGUACGUGGAGAUGUUUGUCGUGGUCAACAACCAGCGGUUCCAGAUGUGGGGCAGUGAGGUCAACGAGACAGUGCAGAGAAUAGUGGACAUCAUUGCUCUGGCCAACGUCUUUACUCGAGGAAUAAACACAGAGGUGGUGCUGGCUGGGAUGGAGAUUUGGACCGAGGGGGACCUGAUAGAGGUGCCAGUGGACCUGCGAGUCACACUCAGGAACUUUAAUCGCUGGAGACAAGAGGAGCUGUUCCCUCGUGUGAGGCACGAUGUCGCCCACAUGAUCGUUGGGCAUCAUCCUGGCGAGACCUCGGGUCAGGCAUUUCUCAACGGAGCCUGUUCCAGUGGCUUUGCGGCGGCUGUCGAAGCCUUCCAUCACGAAGAUGCUCUCCUGUCUGCAGCGCUCAUGGCCCACGAGCUUGGGCACAACCUGGGUGUCCAGCAUGACCACUCAGCCUGCGUUUGUAGAGAUAAGCACUUCUGCCUCAUGCAGGAAAAUAUCACUAAAGAGAGUGCCUUCAGCAACUGCAGCUCUGACUACUUCUACCAUUUCCUUCAUGAGCACAGAGGGGCCUGCCUAUUUAACAAACCACAGCAAAAAGGCCGCAGACGCAGGGAUGCCAAUUGUGGAAAUGGCGUGGUGGAGGAUCCAGAGCCAUGUGACUGUGGGACUAACUGUGAAAACGAUGCAUGCUGUGACAGUAAUUGUCAACUGAAAGGAGAUGCAAAGUGUGGUAAUUCACUCUGCUGUUCUAAUUGUAAAAUACAAACCAGGGGCCAUAUGUGUCGUCCUCCUCAGGGACCAUGUGACCUCCCUGAAUACUGUAAUGGUAUUUCUGCAAUAUGCCCUGUAGACAGAUAUAAGCAAGAUGGUACACUAUGUCAUGAGCAAAGUGUUUGUUUUGAAUCUAAGUGCACAGACGCUAGUAUUCAAUGCUCCAUCUCUUUUGGGCCUGGUUCAAGGGCUGCCCCAGAUGCAUGUUACUCUAAAUUGAACACUGUUGGGAAUAUAUUUGGAAAUUGUGGCCGCUCUGGUUCUCCAUCCACCUAUGUUAAGUGUACAGCUCAGAAUGCAAAGUGUGGGAAACUCAUAUGUUCAAAAAUUAUUUUAUUGCCGCCAAUCAAUAAUGCAAUGAUUCAGAUCCCAAGUGGAGAUGACUGGUGCUGGAGCAUGGGCAACUCUGAGGAUGAUUCCUCCAAUGCAGGAACUGUGACAAAGGGCACGCCUUGUGCUGCAGACAAAGCUUGUGUGAACUCCCAAUGUACUGAUUUCCAUCUUGAGGAAGCCAAUUGUAGUGCAAUUGAAAUGUGUAAUGAGAAUGGUGUUUGCAACAAUUUAGGGCACUGCCACUGUGAAGAUGGUUUUGCUCCCCCUGACUGCAGAUCACAGGGAAGUGGGGGUAGUUUGGACAGUGGUCCCCCUGGUAAGCCAAGCAUUGAAUCAAAUGAAGAAGAAAAUGAACUAAACUUACCAUUAAUUGCCCUUAUAAUUUUGAUAGUACUAAUACUACUUAUAAUUCUCUUGGGUGUCCUCUCUCAUAAAUCUGGUGCUGCACCAGCAGAAGCUCCUCCAGAAAAGGUUCCACCAGCAGAGGUCCCAGAAGCAGAAGCCCCUCCACAAGAGGCGGAAGAAGGGGAAGAAGAAGAGGAGGAGGAAGAGGAGGAAGAGGAGGAGGAAGAAGAAGAAGAAGAUGAUGAUUAGAAUGAGAAGUGGUGGGAGGGCAAAGCCAAAUACGCCAAACUCGUCAAGUGCUGACUUGGAAUGAGAAGCUCAUGGAAGUAAAAGUUAAGUGAGAAGUGAGGACUCCAAUGGCUGUGACAGGGACUCUAUCAUCUAAAAAAUGUCCUAUUGUGAGAGGAGAUAUACCUCCACAUUUAUUACUCAUUUUAGUAAAUAAGUUCUUGCUCACUUAAUAUAUUAAAUAUUUUAGUAUUUUUUUCUUGUUUCACAUUUCAUUUAAACUCAUUAUAUACAUUUUUGGACAUUAAUGUCCUUGUGUCCUUGGGCUUAUUUUUUUCACUUACCAAAAACUUUUUCAGGACAUGGUAUCUUCCAUGUAAGUGGUCUGACGCAUAGUAGUAUUUGUUCCUGAAUUUAUUAAUAUCUAUGGGGUUUUCAUUUCUUAUGACAAUAACCUAUUUUUUAAGAACAACUGUUUGUGUGACUGAUUGUUCUAACUUGAGCUAUUAAGUGUACAUUUCUUGAGUUUUUACAUCCAAAAAUAAAACUAUUCAAGUUAGUCA